Messenger RNA from Linnemannia hyalina, 1494 nucleotides. The record is from the annotation of a GenBank genome assembly. Lineage: Eukaryota; Fungi; Mortierellomycota; Mortierellomycetes; Mortierellales; Mortierellaceae.
AUGAACUCGAUAGCAACACUUCCUACUCCCACGACCACCUCCCGAAAGCAACUUCCCUCAAUCGCCGAUCUGCACAACGUCAACAAUGAAGCUGAGGAUGAGGAUAUGGUCCUCGUGAAACCGCCUCCUUCUCCUUCGCCCUCUCCAAUGGACCUCUCCCAUUCCCGCUCUCGAACUCCCUUCGAGGACUUGCCGGACGAGGAUAAUUAUGGCCGGUCCAUGUCGGUCUCGACCUCAAUUUCGGCGACUUCUACCUCAGCCUCGGCUUCCUCCUCCAUCAAGCCUACCUCCUCAUCUGCCUCGACAGCCCCACCAUGGGCACCAUUUGUUCCAAAGGUCGUGUCGAUGUCCCACCCUCUCCUCGUGGUCGAUCCAGCGACGCUCCCCUUUGUCUGUGCGAUCGGUGAGUGCCGCAGAGCUUACUCGACCCACCAGGGUCUCCGACGACACAUCCGCGACCACCGAGAGGCCGAUCAAGGCGAACGGUUCUUGUGCACGAUCGACGGAUGUAACGUCAGUCUUCGGACUAAGCAAAGCCAGGCCGCCCAUGUACGCCUCUGCCGUCAAAAGAAAGCCGGGCUGACCCACCACUGUACCGAGCCCGGAUGUGACGCCGCGUAUGGGUCGACCGAGAACCUGUCGCGCCAUCGGUUGAAACACCAGCGGGGUUUGGUCGGGAUCAAGUAUCCGUGCACGUGGCCAGACUGUGACAAGACACUCGCGACGCCCAAGAGUCUGAAGGACCACCUCCAGAUCCAUGCCGAGCGCGAGGCCGGCAUCCGUCUCUUCUGCCCAGUCGAGGGUUGCGACAAGGUCUUUGGAACCAAUCGGUGUCUGCGAGCGCACGAGUUGCGAUGCAAGCAGGUCAAGUCUGGCGAGCGGUUGCCCUGUCCGAUCGAGGGUUGUACAGCGACGUUUGGGAGUACGGAUUACGUGCGGCGCCAUGUUCUCGACCACGAGAAGGGGCUCAUUGGCCAGGCCUUCAAGUGCGAUUACGGCGACUGCAAGGCGGUGUUGGCCAAUCCCCUGACGCUGCAGCGGCACAAACAGUUGCAUGAGGAGCAGUCGCUUGGAUUCGAGUGGAUGUGUCUGGUUGGAGACUGUGGCAAGGUUUAUUCGGGCAGCAAACAGCUCUCGGAUCACCAGACCAGGAUCCAUCGGGACCUAGGUCCUGACUAUCGAUUCGCUUGUCCCUACAAGCAGUGCGAUCAAGAGUUUGACUGCCAGCGCAUCGCCUACAAGCACAAGUGUCUCUUCCAAAAGAAACAAUGCCCCAUGGAAGGCUGCCCGUGUCUGUUGCCAAAUGCAGAGGCGCUGGAAGCACAUGUGUGGAUGCACAACACCCUCAAGACCAAACCUCCUUACCCAUGCUUUGAGGAAGGCUGCUCUCAGGUCUAUGAUACCAAACAUGGUAUCUUAGCCCACUCCUUGACCCAUCUUACCAUCACCACCACCCCUGCAAAUUCUUCUACUUCGGCCGCUGCUGAAUCUUAA